AUGAAUCCUCUUCUGGACACCGAUGGAGUGAUGCGCGUGGGCGGCAGGUUACAACAAGCAGAAUUCGCUACCUUCGACAUGAAGCAUCCAGUCAUACUUCCAAAAGGACAUCCUGUGACCAACAUGUUGAUUCUGAACUACAACGAAAAGUUCGCGCACGCAAAUAGAGAAACUGUGUGUAACGAACUUCGCCAGCGAUUCCACAUUCCCAAAUUACGUCAGGCGAUUCGACAAGCGGUCAAGGGUUGUAUGUGGUGCCGUGUCAAUCGAUGUUCGCCGCAAGCUCCAAUGAUGGCACCGUUACCAGUGCAGCGGGUAACGUCACAUCUCCGCCCGUUUAGUUCGGUGGGAGUUGACUAUUUGGGCCCUAUUGAAGUUUCGGUUGGACGCAGGCGGGAGAAAAGAUGGAUCGCUCUAUUUACCUGUCUGGCAGUACGAGCAGUACACUUGAAAGUAGUGCACGGAUUGAGCACUCAGGCAUGCCUAAUGGCAAUUCGAAGGUUUCUGAGCAAACGAGGUGCCCCGGACGAGUUCUUUUCCGACAACGGAACCAACUUCAAGGGCGCAUGCAACGAGUUGGCAUGUAUUGGUAGAGAAUGUGCGGGAGUCGUAACGAGUCCAACCAUAAAAUGGACCUUCAUUCCCCCAGCUACCCCACACAUGGGUGGUAGUUGGGAGCGCAUGGUGCGGUCAUCAUCAUCAUCAUCAAUUCUACUAACUACGUUAGCUGAAGCAGAGGACGCAAUCAACACCCGGCCAUUGGUCUACUUACCACAGGAGGCAGCAGAAAUCGAAGCAAUAACACCAAAUCAUUUUCUUCGUGGGACUAUCAAAGAUGCGGAUCUGAAGGUGGACGCUUCUUCGGAUUUUGCAGAGGCUCUAAGAGACGUUUACAAGCGGUCGCAGUAUCUAGCAGAGCAAAUGUGGCAACGCUGGUGGAAGGAAUAUCUGCCAACCAUAAACCUACGAUCAAAAUGGGUUGAAGAUCGGAAGCAGCUACGCGUGGGAGAUUUGGUGUUUAUAGUGAACGAUGGACAUCGGAAGAACUGGACCAGAGGAAUUGUAGAAGAAGUGUUUGCAGUUUUAGCUGCUACUAAGCUGCUCAAAAAAGGUGGUGCUAAUUUCCGAAGCGAAUGUUUAUUGACCGACCAAAUCUACAAUGCCGGUCCUGGCCUGUUCGGUUUCGAUCCGGCCGUCACUUCCCGUAGUGCAUUUGCUUCCCUGGAAGCCGAAGUAGCUGUGUUGGGUUGA
Aedes albopictus (Asian tiger mosquito) is the source of this 1251-nucleotide messenger RNA. RefSeq lists its product as uncharacterized. NCBI's taxonomy places the organism in Eukaryota, Metazoa, Arthropoda, Insecta, Diptera, Culicidae. Gene Ontology annotation, molecular function: nucleic acid binding. The transcript is spliced from 3 exons. Bases 1 to 1251 code for a protein of 416 amino acids. Gene Ontology annotation, biological process: DNA integration. The record is from RefSeq and is a predicted model, not a curated record.